CUGAAUUCCUCCAGUCGAGGCCGUAAAUCUGCAUAAUGACUCGUCAAUCAGCAUAAUUAAAGCACACACACACACAGAGUGUGUGUCGGGGGAUUUGAGCUGACUCUGCGGCGUUCAGCAGCUGCGAGAGAAACAAACACUGCAAGGUCAGACAUGACGGUGAGAGAGGAGGAGCGGGGCGAGCAAGGAAGGCAGAGGGAUUCCGACUGUCAUCCAGCAUGGAGUCGGAGAACUACGAAUACGGAGUGUGCGGCUGCUGUGGUCCGCUCAGACCCAGAUACAAACGUCUGGUGGACAACAUCUUCCCUGAAGACCCAAAAGAUGGGCUGAGUAAGUCGGACAUGGAGAAGUUGACCUUCUAUGCCGUGUCCGCUCCCGAGAAGCUGGACCGGAUCGGAGCGUACCUGGCAGAGCGACUGAGUCGCGACGUGGUGCGUCAUCGAUACGGGAACGUGGUGAUCGCCAUGGAGGCCCUGGACCAGCUGCUGAUGGCGUGUCACUCCCAGAGCAUCAAGCCCUUUGUGGAGAGCUUCCUGCACAUGGUGGCCAAACUGCUGGAAUCCAGAGAACCAGACCUGCAGGUCCUUGGCACCAAUUCGUUUGUCAAGUUUGCCAACAUCGAGGAGGAUACGCCCUCGUACCACCGACGCUACGACUUCUUCGUGUCGCAAUUCAGCGCCAUGUGCCACUCCACCCACGAGGACCCCGAGACCAGAAGCAGGAUCCGGGUGGCGGGCAUCAAGGGUCUGCAGGGCGUGGUGAGGAAGACGGUCAACGACGAGCUGCAGGCUAUCAUCUGGGAGCCACAGCACAUGGACAAACUGAUCCCCUCCAUGCUGUUCAACAUGCAGGACAGCGAUGACCUGGACAGGGUGCAGCACCCCAACACUCCCUCUGGCUCGGGGCAGGAGGUGGAGGAGAACCCAGCCUCUCUGGCUGAGAGCUGCUUCAGGGAGCUGCUCGGACGAGCCGCCUAUGGAAACAUGAACAACGCUGUCCGACCUGUGCUGGUGCACCUGGACAACCAUCACCUGUGGGAGCCCAACGAGUUUGCGGUGUCCUGUUUCCGGAUCAUCAUGUACUCCAUCCAGGCUCAGCACUCCCAUCACGUGAUACAGCAGGUCCUCAACCACUUGGACACACACAACAAGAACACCCCUCGAGUGCGGGCCGGCAUCGUCCAGGUUCUGCUGGAGACUGUGGCCAUCGCCGCCAAGGGCUCAGUAGGUAUCGAUCUGGAAUGCAGACGCAGCGACAUGCUCCCCUUCGAGGUGGAACACUCCAGCCCUGCCAACCUGUGGCUCGGUCCAACCGUGCUGGAGGUCUUCAACACGCUGCUCAAGCACCUGAGGAUGAGCGUGGACUUCGAGCUCGGUGACGGAUCCCGGCGGAACUCCGGUACCAGCGUGUCAUCGGGCCGUGGCAAAGAAAGCGAGGAACGCAUCGUCCAGAACGCCAUCAUCCAGACCAUUGGCUUCUUUGGAGGAAACCUGCCCGACUACCAGCGCGCUGAGGUCAUGAUGUUCAUCAUGGGGAAGGUUCCUGUGUACGGGGCGCCGUGUCACACUCUAGACACGGACAAGAUUGGGCACCAGGGUACCAAGAGGAUCCAGACAAUGCUGCUCAGCUCGCUCAUCAUGGUGACCUCGGGGUUCAAGUCCAAGUCCAUGUCGGCGGCACUGCCUGCUCCCUUCCUGGACCCACUUUUCUCCAUCUCGCUGAUGGAGGACAGCGAGCUGCGGCAGCUGGUGCUGGAGAUCCUGCACAACAUCAUUGAUCGCCACGACAACCGCGCCAAGCUGCGGGGGAUCAGAAUCAUCCCCAACGUGGCGGCGCUGAAGAUCAAACGGGAGAAGAUCUCCAAACAGGAUGUGGCCUUCAUGAAGAAGCACGGGCAGCAGCUCUACCGUCACAUAUUCCUCGGCUGCAAAGAAGACGACAACGUCCAUAAGAACUUUGAGCUUCUCUUCACCACACUGGCCGUGGUCACCAUCGAGCUUGCCAACGAGGACGUGGUUGUCGACCUGAUCCGCCUCGCCUUGGCUCUGCAGGACAUGGCAUUAGUCAACGAGGAGAACAUGUCCAUGUUCAUCCGCUGCAGCAUCAUGGCGUUGGUGGCAGCGUACCUCAACUUCCUCAGUCAGAUGAUCGCCAACCCGCCCGUCUGCCAACACGUCAGCAAGGUGAUCGAGCUGAGGAACAUGGACGCCCCGUACCUGCUGCCCGAGCACGUCUUCAGGGACAAGUGCCCACUUCCGGAUUCUCUGGACAAAGAGGACCGGCUCUUGUACUUCCAGACUGCUGACUUGGCAGAGUGUCUCGCAGGCCCUGGGUACAACGCAGAGAGACUCUCCAUCCCUUAUGUGCCACAGGUCACAGUCCUGUACACGGUGGGGAAAAUCCUCCACAGGUGCAAACAGACCUCCAGAGACCGGCUCACCAGGAGGAAGAGCUUUGUGGACACCAUCUCUCUGCAGGACAUCAUCGCCAACAACUUGCCGGACAAGUCUCAACUAGCCGAGGAGAUCACGUUUGAGACGCUGAAGAAGGCCAUCGACACGACCGGACUGGAGGAGCAGGAGCGCGAGAAACGCCGACAGGUGAUGGAGAAGUUCCAGAAAGCUCCGUUCGAAGAGAUCGCCGCCCACUGCGAGUCAAAGGCGACCAUGUUGCACGACCGACUGGCUCAGAUCUUCGAACUCACCAUCCGGCCGCCGCCCAGUCCAUCUGGACUGGCGUCCGUCUCGGCGGGACAUGCCCAGCACCAGUCGGUCCCCGUCUACGAGAUGAAGUUUCCAGACCUGUGUGUCUACUGAAGGCUAACCCAAGCGGGGGCAGCGCUACACACCAUGAUCACACCGAGCUAGAGCUUCUGGAAAAAAAAGCUAGCGUUUCUCUAAUCUGUUGUUACGAGACACUCAGAGAUCAGAAUCAUGAAAACAUAGGAAUUUUAUUUUAGCUGUAGUUAUUCGCUUGCAGCGACGACACCGUCGGUUCCACGCUCGUCCGUGUUAAUUCAGUGUUUGAGCCACAGCGGGAGGUGCUUGUCGCCAUUCUGAUUCCACAUUGAUGACUUACCAGUCACUCUUAAAUCAGUGUGUGUUGCUAGUGAAAACAGUUUUUCGUAUCCUGAGAUGAACUUGUGACGUAAAACGCUGCCUCAAUAAUCGUCGUUCAAGUGUCGCAGGUUUACGAAAAGUGUCGAUCUUGACAGUGUUAUUAAUGUUUAGCUACAAUCUGACGGUGUUCAGACUAGAUUAGCGUGGAUGUCGAUCAAAUAGUGCCAAACCGCCUGCUAUCUGUCUCACACACAAACGCACGCCAGAGAUAUUCUGUGAUCAAACAUGACGCCGCCGUCAUGACGGCAAGAAGAUUCAUCGCACACGUUUGUCCAGGCAGACAACAGUCAGAGCCGCCGUCCAACCAAGACUGAAGAGGAGUCCGGACGAAUGGUCCCAUGGUCUUGUAUGUUUCGAGAGGGUAGAGUGCUCUGGCACAGGAAGGCCUCGGGCCUCCAGGAGUCAAGUGAACGCUGGAUGGAAGUUGAAGCUGAAGUCGUUUUAGUUACAGAGGAACUGGACUCUUUAAGAGAAUGUUGCUGAGUCAAUGCAGUGGAAUGGACCUGCACUGCACCACCUAGUGCACGUUUAUCAUACUGUAAAAAAUGCAUGUCGGAAGUGAAGUUGGCAUUGGGCGAAGAAGUCGCGGGCGGCUCUUGACUCACUUGCAAUACAUGCGAAAAGGUGAGACUUUACUUUUUUUUUUUUUUUUUUUGACACAAUCAAACCAGCGUGUUUAAGGCCGAUGAAUGUUUUGGCUGGAAUCCAUUUCAACUUCCUGAAUGUUGUGGGGAGAUACAGAUUUAUUUUCAUAACGCUCGAGUCAAUGGAACUCUUCGCACGUCACUUUUAUUUUUGUCACGUCCGUCACACUUUGAGUCGAAUGUCGCGUCAGCUGUGAGGAACAUUCUUCUGAUGGAGUGAGUGACUCAAAGUUCUGCUGGUGAACGAUGGGGGGCUCAUGACUCACUGAAGGAUCAGAGGUACUCAGAAUAAAUUUAUAGUCAAGUUUUAAAAAUCAA
Messenger RNA from Synchiropus splendidus (mandarinfish), 4081 nucleotides. RefSeq names its product EFR3 homolog A (S. cerevisiae) (gene efr3a). Gene Ontology annotation, cellular component: plasma membrane. Gene Ontology annotation, biological process: protein localization to plasma membrane. The record is from RefSeq and is a predicted model, not a curated record. The transcript is spliced from 25 exons. The coding region runs from base 219 to 2816 and encodes 865 amino acids. NCBI's taxonomy places the organism in Eukaryota, Metazoa, Chordata, Actinopteri, Syngnathiformes, Callionymidae.